CGAAAAUGCAGCGGCUCUGAAACAAAGGGACUCCGAGCGGCGUUCUCUGUUCAUUGGAAACAACUGGCUGCGAGGCUGAGGGCCCCUCUGGAUGGAAAGAUGGAAGCAGAGGGACAGUGGUGGAAAAGCCAACUCGCCUCAGAUAUCCAUCAGGCUCUGCGAAUUAAGGAGCUGAAGUUACCCACGUACCAUGCUCAUUCGCCGCAGAUCGGCAUGAGGCGCUACUUCGCCGACCUGCUCGCCGUCCUCAGUAACCGCUACCAGUUGUGCCCCACGGCACGCCACCUGGCCGUCUACCUGCUCGACCUCUUCAUGGACCAUUAUGACGUAGCAGUGAGGCAACUUUACGUCAUCGCCCUUUCCUGCCUUCUCCUAGCCAGUAAAUUUGAGGAGAAGGAGGACCGUGUGCCUAAGCUGGAGCAGUUAAACACUCUGGGCUUCAUGUGCAGCCUCAACCUGGCCCUGAAUAAGCGCGACCUCAUCAAAAUGGAAUUGCUGCUGCUGGAGACUUUCGGCUGGAACCUGUGCAUGCCCACGCCGGCUCACUUCAUCGACUACUACCUCCACGCCGCCGUGCAGGAGGGCGACUUGCACAACGGCUGGCCACUGACCUCGCUGUCCAAGACCAAAGCCUUCAUGGACAAAUACACACACUACUUCCUGGAGAUUUCCCUGCAAGAUCACGCCUUCUUGGGCUUCAGACCUUCACAGGUGGCAGCCGCCUGCAUCGCAGCCUCUCGCAUUUGCCUGCAGAUUUCCCCGAGCUGGACCACCGUGCUCCACCUGCUCACAGGAUAUUCCUGGGAUCACCUGACCCAGUGCAUCCAGCUCAUGCUGCUUGCGCACGAUAACGACGUGAAAGAAGCCAACAAGUCCAAGUCAUCACCCUCGUCUGGUCAGAGCGCACCACCUCAAGCUCACGCUUCACCCAGCCCUGCUCCCUCGGCCCUGCAAAGACACCCCGCAUCCACCUCGCAGCAGCUUCUGCUCCAGACUGGCAGCUACCCGCCUCUCUCGCAGCACUCCCCUGCUCUGGCCCAGCUGCACAUGCUGGCCGAAUGCCAGGCCAUGGGUGCAGUGAGCACGCGGGAAUACCUCCAGCCUCACCAGGCUAGCCUGCUCUCUUCCUCUAUGCCGACCGCCUCAUUCCCUUCCUUCCCCAGUCUAGCGUCAGGGUUGUGCGGCUUGCCCUUGCAGGGACCGCUGUCCAUGCAGGUGAGCAUGGCGGCAGAACCGCGACCCUGCGUGAGCCUGGCAUACGCCAACAGCUACCUGGGCUCACACCACAGCUUCGCCGCCGGAUGUUUUGACAGGUGACGCCAAGAGAGGGAGGGCAGACCGAACUCGGGGCGCCCGCUGUCCUCCACCCUCCUCUCCGCCUCCCCGGCGCCGUCCACCCUCAGCCAGAGGCACAGACUUACCAAACAGAAGGCCCACAGCCGAACAGAUCCAUCAAAGGUCAUAGUAUUAAGCUGAAACAAGCUUUUUUUUUUUUACCUUUGUUAUUAAACGCCUAAGGUGCCUGUUGCUCUGCCUGUUUUGAGAAAAGAUCUCAAAAGUCUACAGUAUGCCCAUGUGUGUAUUCGGCCUAAUUCAUUCUGAGAACGUGACGGGAGGAAAAUUGAAUGCCAGCGCUGCAAGAUGUGAUUAUCAAACACUUGGAAACGUCCCACAGGAGCAUUUUGGUUCCAUACAAAGCCUUAAGAAGAGAAACGGUGGAGAUCAGGUUCCAAAACUGCUGUUUUUUUCCCACCCCCACUUUUCUUUCUUUCUUUAUUUUUCUAUUUUAAAUAAGGCGUCCUUGAAAUUUCACACUGGAAUUACUGUGUCGUCCUUGAUGCUGCUGCCUUAAAAAGUCAGACUCUGGCUUUGUGACCAAGAAUCCUGUCUCCCUUUUGGUAUUGUUUACAGUGACUAAAUAAAACAUAUAUCAGGGAUGCGCAGAUUACUUGAAAGAGAAAAAAAAAUGCCAUUGAAUAAUACCAGCUGAUGUUUGUAUGAAGUGGUUCAUUUCUUAAAUGUAUUUGUAUUUGAUCUGCUUUAAAGGUGAUCAUGUCUGUAAGGAAGGUUACUUUGCAGUUUUUAGUUUAGAGCCCCAGCCCUGUGGACUUCCUGCAGGCAGAUGGAGAGGAAAUCCCAGGGGAAUGAGGCAUCUGUCCUGUUGCCUCUGUAGCUCACGCCGGAGGAAGCCGAGCUUUACAAGCUGCUUACCCGGGUAGGAGAGGGGAGGGAGGGAGGAGACUCCUCGAUUCAUCCAUGUUAAGCUCACUGCCAUAGAAAGAUGACUUCAUUGUCUUUUUACCUCAUCCUUUUUAGUCGCUAUGGUGCAUGCAAAUGACCUCACACUACUGAAUGACCGGCAGGCAGUCAGUCAUUCUCCAGUCGCAUGCUAGAAAACUGUGGACACGUUUAUCAUGUUUUGGUCAGAUUAGAAAAUAUUUUAACGGUUAGCUAUACUACUGAUCCAUUGGUUUGUUUGUUUUUUGGGAGAUCUACUUAAGCACACACGUGUGAGCUCGAUGACACUGUGAUGGGUAAAGACAACAGGGAUGAUGUGUUUUCUCCAAUUCCAUGAUUUUAAUUUUUGUCAUUCCAAACGAUUUCCUUUGAUGUAAAAAUCCAAGCUAGGCUAAAUAUUCAUGACGCAUUCAUACAGACCGCUUAAAGAUUAGACUAGCGCUAACCCCGAGUCCAUUUCUCUCAGGUUUUGUUGGGUUUUACAGGGAUGUCGACCGCACAAUAAAAUCAACCAGCAGCAAGACCAAAGUGUCUGCUUUAUGUCCUGCAAAAUUAAAAGCUUUCGAACCACUUUACUGGACUUUGGAUCCAAAUCGUCCUGAAUCUUGAACUACCUCAAUGUAUGCUAUUGUUUUUAAAACGCAGGACUUCCAUUUUAAUUGAUCAUCUUCUUUCGGACCAGUCAUGAGCUUCAGGAUUAGUUUUCUUUCUUUUCUUUUUUUUAUCCACAGAACAUUUUUAUUCCUUUCUUUUCUUUUGUUUUGUUAUCUAUCUAUAUUUUAUGUUGAAGUCUCGUUAUGUAGGUAGAUGAAUUGUGUUCACUGUAACGGAUAUAGGCACUGUUUUGUUUUUUUUUGUAUUUCAGCGAAGCCUCUGUGUGCAAUACGUAACCAAGAAUUUCAUCUGUUACUGUAUAUCUGUUACGUUUUUUUGUUUUUGUACCACUGUAUUAUUUUGUUUAGCCUUUAGUGUGUUUGUUUUUUUCUUAAUAUAACGUGAUAUUACUGCUUGAAAGCAGUGAUUUUUUUUAAAUGGUCCACCAGGAAAAUGUUGCACAUUGCAACCUGAUGUCUGCAAAAAUCGAGACGUUUCGCAGACCAGUGAGUACUGAUAUAGAGUUCAUUCAGUGGUCUAUGGUUUUUAUUUAAAAGCCUGUAUUUGUGUAGGAGAAUGAGGCCUGUGGAGAUGUAGGGGAAAACAUGCCAUUCGGAUAUAAAAUAAAACCCAAAGAAAAAACAAAUGGUAGAUA
Molecule: messenger RNA, 3487 nt
Organism: Hemibagrus wyckioides
Lineage: Eukaryota; Metazoa; Chordata; Actinopteri; Siluriformes; Bagridae
Gene: ccnjl
Product: cyclin J-like
Exons: 6
Coding region: 100-1317 (405 amino acids)
Biological process (GO): regulation of cyclin-dependent protein serine/threonine kinase activity; mitotic cell cycle phase transition
Cellular component (GO): nucleus; cyclin-dependent protein kinase holoenzyme complex; cytoplasm
Molecular function (GO): cyclin-dependent protein serine/threonine kinase regulator activity
Source: RefSeq, a predicted model, not a curated record